AUGUCCACGAACACCUCCGACGCCGACCUGAUCGCCGACGCUGCGCUGCUCCCGCUUGAGCCGCUGCCCAUCCCGGAUGGUGCGGCUGGCGGUGGCACCAACAACUCGAAGGCCGACCCGAAAGGCAGCGACAAGGGGUCUUCCGCGAACGCAUGUGGUGACGAGGCGAUGGACACCGGCGACGAGCGCGACAACAACAAUGCGGAUCACGAUGGCGAAGCGGUCGAAGACGGCGACACGAAAGGGGAGGAGAAGGGCAACAAUGCCGACAUGGAAAUGGUCGACGACGCCGCCGGCAUUUCCGCAUCCGGCCAAACCAUCGGCGCCACGUCCGGGCGGACGCCUUCGGGCGAGCAGCCCCAGCUCUUCACGGCCAAGAUACGGCAACUCAUCGAGCACAUCCGGGCGGGGACUCUCCCUUCGCGUGACCAGGGCCCGCGCGGCAUCCAGAACGCGUUGCCGGCGCGCUACACUGUUCCGCCGGAGCACUCUCUGGGCGGGAAGUCCUUCAUAGUCGGUGUCCCAGCGGGAGGCCAUGCGCACCGCGAGAGUGCCUUCCUGUGCGAGGGGUACGGUGGUCUGGAGGCUAUGAUGAUGUUCGAGGGUCUGUCCGAGGUGGACCUUCAGCACCUGUGCGAGCUCAUCGGCGAUUCGGUCGAGGUGCGUGAGCUGAUUCUCCGCCCGUACCAUGACCAAGACACUCCCAGCCUGACUUCACUGGAGGCACUCCUGAAUUCGCUCGUCGCUCGUCGUGAGUUUGCGUCGCUUCUCAUGUAUUUCCCCGUCCAUCAACUCGCCCAGAAGGUCUUCUACACAGUCUCCACGAUUCGCCAUCUCCUCGCCCGAGAUCGUCAGCGUCAGGCCGUCUUCGACGAUAUUGACGGGGAGUCUUCUGCGGCCGAGCUCCUCCAGCUCCGAACAAAAUACGACCAGCUCAAGCGCGACGUCGUCUUCGUGGACGAGUACUACCGGCAGCAGCUCAACCGGGCCAUGCUGGACGACAACUUCAGACGUCUGGCCAAGGAGAACUUGGAGGAGACUUCGGCUCUUCAGGGGAGAGUGGAUGAGCUGGAGACUCAACUGGCGUAUGCGAACACGCAGAUCGCCCACCUCCAGCGUUCCGCCCAGGAAACGCGUUUCGACACGGCCAGACUGAUGGACUUCCUGAAUUCCGGAGGGACUGAGGUGCGAGGCAACUGGCCACGUCUUCGCAAGCUUUUCCGUCGUUUCCAGAACGGGGCCAUUCCGCCCGGAGACUGGAGAACUUGGAUCACUAGUGAUGACGACGAGGGUGGUGCUGAUGGUGACGCUCAGGAGGAGAAGACUGAGGACAACCCUCCUCCGGCCAGUGUUCCAGUGGCGACUCCGCCCAGGUGCACGCAGCAAUCUUCGCCGGGGUCAUCCAAGUCGGGGUCCGGCCGGGGUUCUUCGUCCAAGAAGGUCAAGGUUGUCCAACGUCGUCCCAGUGCCCACCCAAAAUCGCAAGUCGGUCCUCGUCCGCCAAGGUUCCCGUUGAAGCUCUUGGUGCAGGAGGCCUGCGCUCUCCUCCCGGAGUUCAUCGCUUGGCAAGAUCUCCGGCCAGACGUCCAGUGGCCUAUGCGCUCUGGGGUGGAUUAUCACGAGGCUGUCAAUACUCUGGGCAUGGACCAAGUUGGCCACGGCCACUUCCACCGGGACUCGCUCCUCAAGAUGUUGGCAACCAUGAUGUACCACCGUAAGCUGGACGAGACACCCUGGGCGCAAUACGUCCCUGUUUCAUACUACAGGAUGGCCGAGGUUAUUUUGGACGAUUGGCUUGACAAGGAGUACGUUCCUCCGGCCUGGCCACCUCUACGUAAUCUUGCCGAGGAUCUCGUCGAAGACGCCGAAGCCUCCAGCAGUUCGUCCGAAGAUGACAAAGCCACCGACCCGGACUACAACAUCGGCGAUGCAGUCGAUGAAGACGACGACAACGACGAAGAUGACGAGAAACAUGAUGAUGAGGGUGACGAUGGAGACAGCAGCAGCAGCAGUACUGGCGACGAACCUGCCCGGAAACCCAAGCGUAAAGCGUCCUCCCAGAGAGUGCGGUCUUCGUCAGAUUCCUCGUCCGAGAGUGCCAGCCGCGUCAAGCCCAAGAAGCUCACGUAUUCUCCUUCGCCUAAGCGUCCACGUCAGUCUCGUUCCGGUUCUACCUCGGGCAAGAAAACUGGCAGCCUGCGUUCCCGGGCGAGGACUGAGCUGGAGAAGCGCAAGUCGCCUCUCGCCCGGAAGAAGUACAAUGAGCUGACUCCAGCCGAGUUGGCCAUGAUCGAGCAGCCGACCAAGGGUGUCCUCUCGUGGCGUCGUCGUGGCAUCCUGAGCCAGUUCACGCCCAAGAAGAAUGGCCACGAGAACCAGACACCCGGCUUUCCGGAGUACUGUCUGAAGGUGGCCUGGAACGUCUCUACGCGCGCUGGCCUGCAGUUGAAGCUGAGUCUUCUACUUCCACAGGCGCUCGGAACUUCCGGCCGGGUUCGAGAUCACGCCGAAGUCUUCUGGUACAUGCUCCACCGGUUCUCCAUCAAAAUCAAGGCGGCCAAGGGCGAGCCCGUCGAUCCGCUCAAGUAUCUCCUGGCGAACACACUAUACGAUAGGCGUCGGGAGCAGCAUGAGAACAUCGGUCGCGGCAUGGGGGAUCGUGUCAAGCGCAUCAUCAAGAAGGGAGUCCCUGCGUCCGUCUUCGACGAGCCCGGCAUCUGGGUUUACCCGGCCAAGAUCUGUUACAUCUACUUGACCGACUCGUCCACGUUGAACGCGCAAGGUGACCCAUACAGCUUUGCCGAGCAGAACGAGAAGGCAGAACGAGUGGAGCCCAGCCGGACUCAGUGGCCGUAUUACUGCACAGACUGCGACCGAAUGGCUCACGUCUCGCAUGACCUUCGCCUCCGCGAACUCUCGCCCGAGGAACGCGCGGCCAACCCUAUCUCGCACACGGUAGAGUAG
Messenger RNA from Phytophthora sojae, 2964 nucleotides. RefSeq lists its product as hypothetical. Lineage: Eukaryota; Oomycota; Peronosporomycetes; Peronosporales; Peronosporaceae. The transcript has 6 exons. The record is from RefSeq and is a predicted model, not a curated record. Bases 1 to 2964 code for a protein of 987 amino acids.